This is a messenger RNA of Rhopalosiphum maidis (corn leaf aphid), 651 nucleotides long. Its product is annotated as dynein beta chain, ciliary-like. The record is from RefSeq and is a predicted model, not a curated record. The coding region runs from base 1 to 651 and encodes 216 amino acids. Lineage: Eukaryota; Metazoa; Arthropoda; Insecta; Hemiptera; Aphididae. The transcript has 6 exons. Gene Ontology annotation, cellular component: dynein complex. Gene Ontology annotation, biological process: microtubule-based movement. Gene Ontology annotation, molecular function: dynein intermediate chain binding; dynein light intermediate chain binding; minus-end-directed microtubule motor activity.
AUGGCUCAAAUACAAGAAUCCGCGUCGCUCUUCGAAGUGAACGUUCCAGAAUUUAAACUACUUAAACAAUGCAGAAAAGAAUUGAAAUUAUUGAAACAACUUUGGGAUUAUGUUCAUCUAGUUCAUUCAUGUAUAAACGAUUGGAAAACUACUCCUUGGCGUAAAGUCGAUGUUGAAAACAUGGAUAUAGAAUGUAAAAAAUUCGCAAAGGAAAUUAGAGCGUUGGACAAAGAGAUGCGAUCGUGGGAUACCUAUACGUGUUUAGAAGCUACAGUGAAGAAUAUGGUAACAUCUUUGAGGGCUGUUGGUGAACUGCAAAACCCGGCGAUUCGCGAACGUCAUUGGAAACAACUCAUGAGCUCUACGAAAACUUUAGCUGAUUUACCUGAAGCGUAUGAUGUUAAGUUUGUUAUGGAUCAAGGCACAACCUUAGCUGAGUUAUUAGCAUUAAACUUGCACGAAUGCGAAGACGAUGUAAAGACUAUAGUUGAUAAAGCCGUAAAAGAAAUGUCUAUGGAAAAAAUGUUACGUGAGCUUCAAACAACUUGGGCCGCUAUGGAAUUUUAUCAAGAAACUCAUAGCCGUACAGGAUGCAGUUUGUUAAGAGCAAGUGAAAAGCUGAUUGAAACACUUGAAGAAAACCAAGAAUAA